AUGGAGCAAGCGGCAGGAUCGUUAGACAUCAUUAAGCGAACGGGUGGCAAAACAUCAAUAGAAGCCAGGAUAAGCGCUGCUGAAGAUGAACAACUGCAAAACACUGAAGUUACGACUUUUGGGACUGGGAGUGGGUUGGGAGCUGUUGUAAAGGAAAGUCGCGUUAGUAAAAAGCCUAGCGGCAAAAAACGCAAGAAGGACCGGUGUCACUUCAGCAAAUGCGGGAGUAUGGCUUUGAAGUUCAUUGGGGAUUGCCAGUUCUGCGAGGGGCAUUUCUGUAGUAAGCACCGGUUGAUGGAGAACCAUUCCUGCAAUGGAUUACGGUCUUGCAAGGAGCAAAUGCAUCAAAAGAACGCUGAUAAGCUAGCGCAGGAGCAGACUAUCGUGCCCAAGAUUCAGAUAUGA
Molecule: messenger RNA, 405 nt
Organism: Eremothecium sinecaudum
Lineage: Eukaryota; Fungi; Ascomycota; Saccharomycetes; Saccharomycetales; Saccharomycetaceae
Gene: TMC1
Product: Tmc1p
Exons: 1
Coding region: 1-405 (134 amino acids)
Molecular function (GO): zinc ion binding
Source: RefSeq, a predicted model, not a curated record